CUCUCAGGAAGAGCUAAAAGCUGCCUACCGCCGGCUGUGUAUGCUCUACCACCCCGACAAGCACAGAGACCCGGAGCUCAAAACACAGGCUGAGCGGCUCUUUAACCUUGUUCACCAAGCUUAUGAAGUGCUUAGUGAUCCACAGACCAGAGCCAUCUAUGACAUAUACGGGAGGAGAGGACUGGAAAUGGAAGGAUGGGAGGUUGUGGAGAGGAAGAGAACUCCAGCUGAAAUCAGGGAAGAAUUUGAGCGUUUGCAGAGAGAGAGGGAAGAGAGAAGGCUGCAGCAGCGAACUAAUCCAAAGGGAACCAUUAGUGUUGGAAUAGAUGCCACUGACCUCUUCGAUCGUUAUGACGAAGAAUACGAAGAUGUGCCUGGGAGCAGCUUUCCCCAGAUCGAGAUAAACAAGAUGCACAUUUCUCAGUCCAUCGAGGCACCGCUGACUGCCACGGACACAGCAAUACUGUCUGGUAACCUUUCCACCCAGAAUGGGAAUGGAGGUGGAUCAAUUAAUUUUGCUGUCAGACGAGUGACAUCUGCCAAGGGAUGGGGAGAGUUGGAGUUUGGAGCGGGAGACCUUCAGGGACCUCUCUUCGGUCUGAAGAUAUUCCGUAAUCUUACACCAAGAUGUUUCAUCACUACAAACUGUGCCCUGCAGUUCUCUUCCCGUGGGGUCCGCCCCGGCCUCACCACGGUCCUGGCCCGCAACCUCGACAAGAACACAAUGGGGUACCUGCAGUGGCGGUGGGGCAUCCAGUCAGCCAUGAACACGAGUAUCGUCCGGGAUACAAAAACCAGCCAUUUCACCGUGGCGCUACAGCUGGGAAUCCCCCAUUCUUUCAUGAUGGUCAGUUAUCAGCAUAAGUUUCAGGAUGAGGAUCAAACACGAGUGAAAGGUUCUCUCAAGGCGGGUUUCUUUGGGACCAUAGUGGAGUACGGAGCAGAAAGGAAGAUUUCCAGACACAGCAUUUUAGGAGCCACUGUCAGCGUUGGUGUUCCCCAAGGAGUGUCUCUGAAAAUCAAGUUGAAUAGGGCUAGCCAGACCUACUUCUUCCCUGUCCACCUGACAGAUCAGCUGCUUCCCAGUGCUGUAUUCUAUGCCACCGUGGGACCUCUAGUUAUCUACUUCGCCAUGCAUCGCCUGAUCAUCAAACCCUACCUCAGGGCACAGAAGGAGAGGGAGCUGGAGAAGCAAAGGGAGAGCACAGCCAGCGAUGUCCUUCAGAAGAAGCAGGAGGCUGAAGCUGCGGUCCGGUUAAUGCAGGAGUCUGUCCGGAGGAUAAUUGAAGCUGAGGAAGCCAGAAUGGGUUUGAUUGUGGUGAACGCCUGGUAUGGGAAGUUUGUUAACGACAACAGCAGAAAGAAUGAGAAGGUGAAGGUAAUAGAUGUGACUGUGCCCCUGCAGUGCUUGGUGAAAGACUCUAAACUCAUCCUAACAGAGGCGUCCAAGGCUGGGCUGCCAGGUUUCUACGACCCCUGCGUGGGUGAGGAGAAGAGUUUGAAAGUGCUUUACCAGUUCCGAGGAGUUCUGCACCAAGUGAUGUCGGCUGACAACGAGGCCCUUAGGAUACCAAAGCAGUCGCACAGGAUCGAUGCGGACGGUUAAUCCGGAGAGCGGCCGCGCUCCGCUGCGGGACCCGGGCCAGCGCCUUCCCCGGACGCCGCCGCUUCCAACAGAGACUCUUUUAUUUCUGCUCGCCGUGUGGCGGGUGGUGUCCUGCCAGUUCUGUUACGAGACAAAAUGAGAGAACCUGCUCCUACAGGUGGCUCCAAGGCAAUACUCUGAAUUCCGGGUCGGUAACCAAUAAAGCAGCGUGACUCUGACUGCGCGGUGCUUUCUGCUGCGGGGGCGCGAGCGGGCGCUAAGCACCCCCGUCCCGCGGCCCCAGCCCCUUCCCGUGCUCCCGUGUGUCUCUGCUGGCGCUGAGCGGGGAAGACGACCUCUUGUUCUCACUCCUCCACAUACUUCUGGGGUAGGUAACAAACCUCCUUCUGCUCCUGAGAAGUUCAGUUCUCUGGCCACCUCCUGGAAGGCCUCUGUGUGAAUCCUUUUGUUGGAAAGAGGACAGAGAUUGUUUUCCAUCUCAAAUCUGUGUUUGGAACGUACUUGUUAAGAACAAGUAGGUUUGGAAUGGAGUUCUUUGCCUUUUGUGGACCUCUUCAGCAUGAAUCCAUCCAGCUGCUAAUUUCAAACACCACUAUUCCAGAGAAGGACACGGGGUUUAAUAGUCGUCUUAAAUUCUUCUGCCACCUAGAACCAUGUGCUAUCAAGGUUUUCAAGAAAAGAGGAAAGCAACUGGGGGAGAAGGACAGCAAUUCAUUUCAUUUGAUUCUGAUGCUGCAACUACCUCUUCCCAUCUUAAUUUAUUCCUAGGAAAAAGAGGAAUGAGGUUUAUCCAAAUAAACCAGACCAAAGUGAGGAGAUGCCAAAUGGGUAAAGAGCUGAAAACGUAAAAUUCAGGUGCCCUUUCUAAAAAGUGUCAGUUAUGACGUAAACCCACUGGAUUAAUGUUGCCUGGAAGCCAUUCCAGUGAUUUUCCAGCGAAAAGGGCAGCCCCGUUCUAGUGACACAGCAGAUGGAAACAGCAACCUUCUAGUAUCUACUGCGCACGUCAACGCCACCGAGGCUUUUUCAUAGAGAAAAACAGUAAUUGUGGCUGUUCCUCAGUCACAGUCCUGCUCUUGGUGAGUCCUAGAACAGCCUUCCCUGCUUCCGUGUGAGACGGGGGGGGGGGGG
This is a messenger RNA of Athene cunicularia (burrowing owl), 2737 nucleotides long. RefSeq names its product DnaJ heat shock protein family (Hsp40) member C11 (gene DNAJC11). Gene Ontology annotation, biological process: cristae formation. The record is from RefSeq and is a predicted model, not a curated record. The coding region runs from base 41 to 1606 and encodes 521 amino acids. The transcript has 15 exons. NCBI's taxonomy places the organism in Eukaryota, Metazoa, Chordata, Aves, Strigiformes, Strigidae.